Messenger RNA from Exaiptasia diaphana, 9856 nucleotides. RefSeq lists its product as uncharacterized. Gene Ontology annotation, cellular component: nucleus; cytoplasm. The transcript is spliced from 10 exons. Gene Ontology annotation, molecular function: transcription corepressor activity; NAD+ poly-ADP-ribosyltransferase activity; RNA binding. NCBI's taxonomy places the organism in Eukaryota, Metazoa, Cnidaria, Anthozoa, Actiniaria, Aiptasiidae. The record is from RefSeq and is a predicted model, not a curated record. The coding region runs from base 103 to 5922 and encodes 1939 amino acids. Gene Ontology annotation, biological process: negative regulation of gene expression.
UAGAUUAGGGAAUUUUACCUAAACUCAUCUUCGCUUUUCAUUUUGUUAUGAUCCUGGUGGCUUCAGCAGUAAMGGUCUCUGAUAUUUCUUAGAGCUUCACAUAUGGAGACAUCUAACCAUCAAAGUAGUGAUGAUGAUAUAGAAGUCAUUGAAGCUUCUACAAGAGAAGAUGACAAAUCAGAUGAUGAUGAUGACAAUGAUGWUAAUGAUAGCAAAUCAGAGGAAUCUGAUGACCCUGGUGAUAACUUUCAGCUACCAAAACCAGUUGAAACCAAUGCUACAAAUUCUAUUAAAGAAACUCAGAUGAGUUUUGAGGACAAAGCUAAUCAGCUUCAUMAGCAGUUCUCCAGUUUUCCCACAGUAAUGAUCAAAAGAGUUUUAAGAAGAGAAGACGUGGGAGAAGACCUUAACAAAGCUAUUGCUUGCCUUUUGGAGAUGAAAGGAGAAAGUGUUGCAGAGAAACAGAUAGAUCAACAAGGAGAUAAUUCAAGCAGAGAUUUACAAGAGGGAAUGCUCAUUGAAGGAAGUAAAGAACCAUACAGUUUAGAAGAGAAGGUCAAGCAUUUAAAAAAAGAAUUCAAAUCAUUUCCACCAUUUCUUAUAAGAAAGGUCUUAAAUAGACUGGAUAUUAACGAAGACUUAGAAAAAGCAAAGACUUGUCUUCAAGAAAUGGGAGCCAGUAAAGGACAAGCUAAUGUUGGUCCAGAGCCUAAUCGCAAUAACUGUCAGAAUAGAGGGGGACGAGGAAGGUCACAUGGAAGAGGUUGGACCAACCAAGGAAGAAGGGAUGUAAGCAAUCAGAACCAACUACAAUCAAACAAUCUAGGGAACCAAUCACAGGCAAGAAGUAUGGGGAACCAAUCACAGGCAAACUAUAUAGGGAACCAAUCACAGGCAAGCAGUAUGGGGAACCAAUCACAGGCAAGCAGUAUGGGGAACCAAUCACAGGCAAGAAGUAUGGGGAACCAAUCACAGGAAAACUAUACAGGGAACCAAUUACAGGCAAGCAGUAUGGGGAACCAAUCACAGUCAAGCAGUAUGGGGAACCAAUCACAGAUAAACUAUAUGGGGAACCAAUCACAUUCAGUCAAUACAAAUAACCAAUCACAGUCAAGCAAUGUAGGCUCAAACAAUAGUAAUCAAUCUAACAGGAGAAAUAGGAGAAACCGCAACAACCGCAACAGAAAACAACCUGUGCAACCACAACAAAAUCAAGGGACAUGGAUGGGUCAUGGAAGUUUUCCUAACCCACAAUACCAGUAUGGACCAGGUUAUCAUGGGAGGGGUGGGAGAAAUCCAAUGAGUUUACCAUAUGAAAUGCAUCAACAGCAUUAUGUUGGUCCACCUUAUGGGAGCAUUCCUCCAUUAAUGGGAGGACCACAGCAUCAGUUCAUGGUUCCUGGUUAUCCCAAUCAUAAUGCCCCUAAUUCUAGGAAUGAAGCAUUUCUACAUGUGUUCAAUCAAAGGAACUACAGUGUGGAGGGGCACCAAGAAAGGAGAGGACCAAAAGACCAGGGUUUCAUAGAACCACCAAGACCUAACAACCAGCCUCUUGAACCAAAUACCCUAGUGCUACGUGGCCUGAAUGAAAACACAACUUUUGACAAUAUCAGAAAUUUUAUUGAAGCAAGAACUCAGGAAUUAGUGUUGGACAUAGCUUUGUCUGAUGACAAAAAGAAUGCAAUUAUCACCUUGGAAAAACUCUCUGAUUUCAACAAAGCAAAGCAAAGGGUAUCACAAAGACCACUUGAAGGUGCAAAUGUUUCUAUAGAGAAAGUUCCUACAUGCUAUAGCAUUAUGGUAACUGGGUUAUCAUCACAAACAACCCGUGAUGGCUUGGAUUUUUACUUCUCUGCAAAAACCAAAGUUGAUGUUUCAGACAUUGUAAUGAAUGAGGACCAUGCAGUUGUUACAUUCAAAGACCCUAAAGCAAUUGAUGAGGUCCUCAAGAAAACGCCGCAUAAACUUGAUAAGGCAACACUCGUGGUAUCAAAGUACUAUCCUUUUCUGCACCAUGCCAGUACUCAGAAACAAAGAAACAAUAACGAUAUCGCUGUAGCUGUGGAUCCAGACAUAAUGGCAUUCAUCAGUGGGAGCUCGCACAAUGACAGACUAAUCAGCUCUUUACAACGUCUUGGUUUUACUUUGAAGCACAAGGCUGGUGAAAAAAUUGCUUACAUCACACCUUCAUCAGAUAAAAUGGUCGCUAGAGAGAAAGGAAUUGAACACAUGACAAAUUUUAUUCAAAAGUUCACUACAUUCAAUGUCGAUUUUCCUAGCAAACAUCAAGAGGCAGUGGUUGUUGAGUUGUACGAUGCUCAACAGGAAUUUGGCAAAGAGAAGACUUUAAUUGUGGAAUUUCAAAACCAUGUAAAGAUAGUUUGCCUUUCCACACAAAAAGAAGAAUUGCAAAACAUGUUUAGAAGCAGAGUAGAAGCCAUUCAGAGCUCUGAAACAAAGAAAACACAUCAAAACCAUGCCAUUGAUGUGGAAGAAGAGAAGCUUGCUGUGUUAAAGAAAUUCAAUUUUAUCGAAAACAAUCUCUCUAAAUCUAACUUUCCUGAUCUAGAAGUGCAAAUAGAUGAGGACACUGGGAAAAUAACAAUUAAUGGGCCCAAGAAACAGUUUUCUGAAGCGAAGAUAAAGCUCUAUCAAUAUUUAGCCAAAAUGUGCGAACAGCAAAUUUCAUUGUCAAAAACUGUAAUAGAAAUGCUGAGCAAUGGUCAAGGUAUGGAUGAAAUAACUCGUCAGUUAAAACAACGCGAGAUUAGUGCUGUGUUUUGUCUUGAAGAAGGUGACGCCACUAACCCCGCCAAAACCUCGGUAGUUGGAGUGUCCCGUAAAGAUGCAGAUAAUGCUGCUGAACUUAUCCGUGGGCUCAUAUCUGAGGUGAAGAUCAAGGUGGAGAAUGAGAACAGAGAAGUGCUUAAGUCCCAAGAGUGGAGCAAUUUAUGUAAUAAGCUUAAAGCAGAAUUCCAAGUUCAUAUUCGUAGAAAUGAGUACCAGGACACCUGGAUUGCUGGACUGAAUGACGAUGUAAAAAGUGUCCAUGACAAAAUGCAGAAGUUUCUGGAACAGAACUCUAUUGGUACUGAACAUUUCAGCUGUCAAGAUGAAGGAGUGCGUGGAUAUUUACUGGAAAACAGGAAAGACGACCUGAGGAACAUAGAAGCUAAACUAAAACAAUUCUCAGUUGUUAUCAAACCUGCGGAAAAGUCCAACGAGUUCUUGAUAUCUGGCAGUAAAACUGGCAUAAAACGAGCUCGCGAAACUCUCGAUCUCCUUACCGGGCCUGUAACAAUGAAAGAAGUUAGUAUCCAACAACCUGGCCUAAGCAAAUUUUUCUCCCGUGGACAAGGUGACAGAUUAGUUAGUUCUGUUGAGCAUGAACACCGCUGUACCAUUCAAUCGCUGUCUGCAAACCCUCCAUACAGGGCUCGCGUGUCGUCGCCCGUUGAUGAAAGUGAUAGUGAUGGUGGAGCUGCUGGGCUCGCUUCUUCACUUCAAGAUGGCUUCACAAGCAACGAUUCGUCAGGGGAAAGUGAUAGUGAGGAUUUGUUUUUUGCUAAACCGGCGCCAGCAGUGUCACCCGCCACAGGUGAUACCAUGAUUUGUGGAAAUGUAAAGAUUUCCUGGAAAACAGGAAAUAUCAUCAAUGACGAUGCGGAUCUACUUGUUGCUUCAAUACUUGGACAACUAGCGAAAGCUUUCCAGGUACAGAAAAGUUUGUAUGGAUCUCUAAACCCUGGCGAUGUUAUUACAAUACCACCCCCACCUCACGUGAACCAACAAUGUCUCAACGUGAUUCUAACUCACUGUGCAGCCUGGCAAAGUGGGAAUGCUGACCAGGUACUUCGAUCAACGGUACAAAAAUGCCUUCAAGAAGCGUUACAGCGCAAUGUGCAAUCAAUAGCCUUCCCGGUUCUUGGUACUGCAGGACUGGGAAUCCCCAAGAACGAUGCUAGUCGAGUCAUGAUUAACGAAGUGAUCAAUGUAGUCAGCGGAUGGAGUGGUAUGUCACGCGUGAGGGAUGUUCGUUUUGUGGUGUUUGAUCGCGAUCCCCAGCUUGUGACAGCAUUCCAACAGGAGUUUGCAACGCAAAAAGGAACAUCUGGUAACGCAUCACUUCCUGGUCUACACGCCGGACCAUUACCAAGCUUUCUUAGCGGUAUGGGUAUCGCAUCCAUUCCUCGUCAAUCUGGAAAUGUAGCGGUUAGUACCGUACCAGGAGACCUUCUACAAGAACAAUCUGACGCUAUAGUCAAUAUCAUUGGUCGUGACCUGAACUUGAGUAAAGCCGGGAAAGUUAGCCAGUUAGUUGUUAAGAUGUAUCCUGGACUACAAACAGAACUGACACAAUUAGGCCCACAGUCUGAAGGGUCAGUGGUCAUUACCAGAAGUGGACGUGUUAUUGUACACGUGGUUUGUGAACAGACAGACAGACGACAUGUCCAGGCAGUCAUUCAGAACUGUCUAAACACAGCCAACAAUCAUGGCUUACAAAGCAUUUCUUUGCCAGCGUUUGGUACUGGAAGUUCGAAUGUGAGUGCAAUAGACAGUGCUGAAGCUACAUUUGGUGCUAUAGCUAACGUUCACCAACAACUGCAGAACCUACAACAGAUAAGGAUUGUAAUUUAUAAAGACACAAGCAUGCUUGAUACUUUUCAACGUAUUGGCCAGCAACAUGGGCUGUUAUCAGGACUUCCCAAAGUACCAAAACAUGGUGUUCGUGGAAAAGAUAGACCGUUAUCGCCCAAGCAGUCCACAUCCAUGUCAUUCAGAAUCUACGCGCGAAGUCCUGACAGUGCUGCUGCAGCUGAAACCUCGCUUAUUAAGGGAUGCUCCGACUCCUGCAAGACCCAAUUAGUUGAAAGCGAGGAAGUUUCUAAGCUCAGCGGUAGACAGCGCAAUAUCCUUCUAAAGAAAGCGAACAAGAAUGACGUCACUAUUAAGUUUGAAAACAGAUCUCAACGUGUUGUGGUUCGUGGUGAUUCUGAUGAUGUAGCAUCCAUGGUCAGUGAUAUAUGGAAAGAGAUCCAGGAGAGAAGUAAGAAGGAAAAAGACAAUGAACAAGCUAAAGUACUCUACAAGUCAGUUCGCUGGCAGUAUGAGCUCAAUGGACAAACAGCAUUCUUUACUAAGAGUGUUAAUGCUAACAUUGAAAAGGCAUAUGUCAAUAAAGACAAAAAUGUAACGGUUAUAAUCCGUGGUCAGAGAUUAGUGGUUGAUCUUGUAAGUUGUAAAGGAUUUGAGAGUUCCACUGGCAUAAGGAUUACUGUUGCACGAACCACUGUUGGUGCGUCCAAAGAUGGAGAUAUCUCCCGUCCAAAGGAGUGGGCUCCAAUGCCCAUGAUGAAUGGCAAAGAGGAGACAGUCCGUCUUUUUCCCGUCACACCAAGCUCAGAAGAAUACCAACGAGUUCAUGGACUUUUCACAAGUACAGGAGGGAGAGGGAACAUUAGCAAAAUAGAACGAAUACAAAACCCUCAUUUGUACGAGCAAUAUAUGGUGCACAAGAAGAAGAUGGAUAAAGAGAACCUUGGAGUUAACAAUGAAAGGCAACUAUUCCAUGGGACAUCGGAGAAAAACCUAAACGACAUUAAUAAGACUGGCUUUAACCGAAGCUUUUGUGGGGCACAUGGCACUGCUUACGGAAACGGAGUUUAUUUCGCAAGAGAUGCAUCAUAUUCCAUGGGUUACGCCAAGCCGUCAGGUUUCAAUUCAAACAAGCACAUGUAUGUCGCGCGAGUGUUAGUCGGGCGAUACACCCAGGGACAUUCAGGGCUUAUUGUUGCACCGAAAGAUCCACAUACAAAUAGUCAUUAUGAUUCUGUGGCUAACUCCACGGGGUCUGGCGCGAGCAUCUUCGUUGUGUUUCACGAUGCCCGAUGUUAUCCAGAGUAUUUGAUCACUUUCCGUUAGUCUGUCAAUGCUCAUGGCAUCAUGAUCAACAACGGCAACAGCAACUUAAAGACCAGUGACAUCGACGACAACAUUGUUGUGAAUAUUGGUCGAUUGAUAACAAUUUUAACUAGAGUAUUAUAGUAUUAGUAAUAGUAGUAGUAUUAUCAUAAAUGCUCGAUGUUAUCUUGAGUAUUUGAUCACUGUCAGUUAGUCUGUCAAUGCUCAUGGCAUCAUGAUCAACAACGACAACAGCAACUUUAAGACCAUCGAUAUAUCACUAGAGAUCUUUAACACAGCAUUUUAAUUUCUCAAAUGUUAGUUUGACUCGGGCGGUUUUGAUGGAUUUAGCUGUAUUUAGAAUAUUGAAUACUAAAUGGCAUUAUAGAUUAUUGAAUGAAAUCAUAACAAAUGCACUACUGAUCUAGUCCUUACAUCAUAGCAAUAUGUUUUCAUCAAAGGCUUUGUAACAAGAAAMUAGUUUAAUUUGUAUCUCAAAUAAAUUGCAUCUAUUAACUCUUUCUAGGACAUUUCUUAACGUCUAUCAUGUAUAGGGUGGUUUUCCUUGAAUCCGUUAUACACUUUAUUAAAUAGAGGAUAUUACAUGGGCGCGCGGAGAUACGGAUUUUAUCUUCGAGUGUUGAAAAGAUCUCUCACGAGUAACAUGUUAUUUUCACUAGUGAAAAUAUCAAUUUUACGUAAUGGAGAAAUAUAGGUAUUUCAUAGAUAAUUAUAUGAUAAAAAUGCUUAAUAUUAUAUAAGUAUCUAUCAGUAAUCAUUAGUAUUUGAUUAACCACCAAUGAACUUACAUUGACACAAUAUUGUGAGUAUGGCCUGUAUUUUCUUUCAAUUUCUAUUGAUUCUAAGGCCAUGUUUACAGGAGUUGGGUGACACUUUUGUUGUCUUUUUCCUGGAGGAUUUAAAACAAAAACGUUGGAAUCUACUUCCUAGGAGCACUAUGUAAAAUAGUUAUCUAAAUAUCGUUCUAAUGCAGCAUCCUCGUCGGUGGUUUCUCGAUCAAAGAAGCUACUUUUUUUCGUGUUUUGUAUGGCUACCAACAAUCACUGUUUUAGGCCUGUAAACCGCUUUCGAUUUAAAUCCUCCAGGGAAAAGAAAACAAAAGAAUUGAUUCCACUACCUAAAGACACCUUACACUGAUUAAAAUUAGAGCUGAGACGUUUUGCUGAGGCAUGAAGAUCUAAAUAUAACUCAUGUAAGGCCGACGUGCAUUUGAAAUCGUUUGCUUUGUUUUACAAAUUGUUGAAAACUUCUUUCUGAUUGGUUCUAAAUCAAAGAUGGCGCGAAAAUGUUAUCGAUUGCACGAGAGACUGUAAGCAUGAUAAGAACGUCUCUCAAACCCACACUAAGUCAGUGAUUCACUAAGCGGUGCACACGGACGGAUGAAGCGUACUGAAAUCUGAAGCGUUAGGUUUGCAGUAUCUUUUUACCAAACUCUUUUGAACAUGAAAAUCUAUUGUGACGAAAAUGCGAUAAAGCCAGCCGCACUGCCAACAUUGGAGAGUAUCAACAGUCUCUAUCGCAAGAAAGGAAGCGAACUGCUCUACAUCGAAGGAUCGCGUACCUAUGACACACUUCGCUAUGGGAAAAGAGAUUCUAAACUUCCCUUCGAGUUUACCUUCACAGAUAGGCACAACCACAAAUGGAAAGUCGUAAUUGAUCAAGAAGACGACACGGUCAAUCUGUUUAUCCCAUGUGGUACCCAGAUGCUUUGGUAUGGAGCUGAUGAGAGUCCAACAAGAACCGGCUCUGAUGCUCAAACACAUUACGCAUCUGUACAAUUCAGUUGGCAGGAUAAAACCUGGCUCCCACCUUACCACGCCGGGGUCAGAAUUGCAUUCCAAGGAUACAAAGAUAAAAGCUCUGGUGAGUGGUCUGUGGAUACAGAGCGCUGGAACAACAUUUUGGACUUGGCUAAGAAAGGAACUGAAGUUUCUGGCGCGGUUAUAGAACAAGUGGAGAAGGGAGUCGCGAUAGCCGCAGCAAUGUAAACAAGAACUCUUUAAUGAAAUAGAUGUUCAYUACAACGAUUUGUAAACCGUUUCCUUUAAAAGACAAAUUUAAUGAAAUUGACUAAUGGACUUCUUCAGUUCUUGUUUCUAAAAGUUAACACUUUUAUGUUAUCAACCAUUAACAAUUCUUGUAURUAAGAUGAAUUUCUCAGGCAAACAAAAGAAUAUUGUGACAGGAAUGACUCUUCUUUAGCUAUAAAGUUGGCUGAAUGUUUAUGAAUGUUUUUAUACUGAAAAAGGAAAUUUAAUCUAUAGAAGUUGAAAACUUUUGAAAAGGAAAAGAGAUUUAAUUUGAAACACUCGAAAAUUCAGUAAAAUUUAACUUUUUUUGACGGUUAAUACUUUGUUAAUUUCGGUAAUUAUAGAUCACUGAAAUAGGGKUGUGAGUACACUUUUCACUACCAAAGGAUCAUACAAAGUCGGGUACUCCACUGAAUCUUCUACGUCUCAGAAUGCGGAACCCAGUCAAACCGGAAAGGGCUCCUUAGGAUUACUUAGGCGUCGUGAGAACGCAAGCAAGGCAUAGAAUGUAGUUCUAGUAUGAGAACUUAUUGAAGUUUAUGAAAURUCUAAUGACUUUCAGAAAACUAUGUUACCAUCAAGUCCGUUUGUGUAAACCUGUUGCAAGGAAUUCAUUAGUUUCACUGAAUGUUUUCAAUUUACGACGCAUGAUUUGUCGCAUGAUUUGUAUCAUUUACAUGUAGGCGUGUUUGGCGUACAAAGGAUCAAACUGAGAAGAAUGUUGUAUCGGAAAUGCCUUGAGAGGACGCAAUGAUGAUCAGCAGCAUCUAAAUAUAUCAAAUCACUGUUGACACACUGACCGAGGCACUGAAGACCGGCUGAACGAAACUGAAGCAUUGUUAAUCGUGCUAAKAAAUCAUGGGCUGCGGCAGACUCGGUGAUGUUGUACUGCUAUCRAUUCUCUGCCUCWUCGUCGGAAUUCAAUCGGAAAGCUGCAAAUUAGUGGAAAAUACAUCUGACAAAUGUAGAAGCGAAAACACCAUCAAAGUUAAUGAGCAGAUCAUUAGAAAAGGUGAUCCUGAGACGACGAGGAUCAAACUUCCAGGAGAUCAAAAGCAAGUGAGGUGGUAUUGCGGAUCAACAGAAGAAUUUACAARGUGGAAUACACCAGCAAACCAACUACGAGUCUUGUACCAAAGUGAUGGGUCCAUAAGGUGGUCCGUGUACAAAUGCGAAAAUCUUUCUGGGCCUAAGAAAGCUGGCUUGAAYUGUGCAGUUCCUGAAACUACCGAAUAUUGCCCUAAAUUCGARGGGGUGAACGGAAGUGCUUGUGUUUUUGAGAUGAAGAAAUCCACUUCACAUGUGAAUCAAAAGACAACGACUGUAUCUGUUACAGGAACUCUAAGAGCGGAAGUCGAAAAGCAGGCCGGUCCUCUUACAGCCAAGGGUUCUGCCGAGGUAACAGGUGGGGUCUCCCAUUCUGUCACRAAUGCGAAAAUUGUGUCGUACGAAUCCCGGUACUUUCUUGUCAUCCCWCCAGGGUACUCGUUCUGUGCGUUUACCAAUAACACCAGUGUUCGUGAUAUUAAUGCUCCGACUGGGUUUCGAUGGAAGUGCUCAUUCCCUUCGUACGUCCAGGCAGCGGAAAAGUUCAAUAAUGGACGCUGUUCAUCCCUUGAGAUCUGUGYUGUAGGUGUAUGUGGAAGAACUGCUGGAUCAGGAACUGACUCGGUCCAUUCUAGUGCCAUCGUUCUCAUGGUUUUUAGUAUAAUAGCUAUCAUGAACUGUGCGGUCUAGUGACCUGCAUCACAGCAACGUAUGUCCCUAUGAUGUCUGUUUCUGUAAGGCUGUAGAACAGGAAAUCAUUUAUUUUGUAUCUCACAAACCCAUUAACUCUUUUUAGACAUUGAUUAACAUAUGUAACACGUGUGUGUCUUUAAAAAUAAAGAUAACUUUGCUCAUUA